This is a messenger RNA of Rhododendron vialii, 1382 nucleotides long. RefSeq lists its product as uncharacterized. The record is from RefSeq and is a predicted model, not a curated record. The transcript has 4 exons. Gene Ontology annotation, molecular function: RNA binding. Lineage: Eukaryota; Viridiplantae; Streptophyta; Magnoliopsida; Ericales; Ericaceae. Bases 64 to 1311 code for a protein of 415 amino acids.
CACUGGACUCGAACCCGUUUCUUCAACUCUCUCUCUCUCUCUCUCUCUCUCUCUGUGUGUGUAAUGGCAAACCCAUGGUUUCGCGGCCUCCGUAGGAUUCCUCUCUCUUCCCUUCGAAACCUCUCUUCCUCCGAUCCUCUCACUUCCAGGUUAAUUCCAAUUAAACCAGACCCAAUUCCCACUCACACGACUCCAUCACUCCCAUCAAAAAAAUGGGUUUUACCCAGAAAUUUCAGUCACGGUUCGGUGCACCUCGUGAUAUCCGAAGGAAAACCCAAGUUCGAGACGCGCGAGACCGAGCCCCCUACGAAAGAGAAGUGGAAGACGAAGAAGAGGUUUAAGCAGCAGAGGAAGAGAGACAAGGACAAGAGGAAAUCGGCUAACAAGAGAGACCCAAGAUUUAUUGGGGUUAAAGGGAAGAAAAAGAAGCAGAAGUUUGCCAAUGCGGCUGAUCGGAUCAAUGACAAGCUUGAAAAGGCAAAAGUCAAGGAAGCCAUGCUUAUUGAAAGACUUAAGCGGUAUGAAGUUGCUAAAGCCCAGGGUCCUGUGGUUGAGCCACAUGACCUGACUGGUGAGGAACGGUUCUAUUUCAAAAAGAUGGCUCAGAAAAGGUCUAACUAUGCUCCAGUUGGGAGAAGAGGAAUCUUUGGUGGUGUUAUUCUUAAUAUGCACAUGCAUUGGAAGAAACACGAGACUGUUAAGGUUAUCUGCAAGCCUUGUAAACCUGGUCAAGUACAAGAGUAUGCAGACGAAAUUGCCAGGUUGAGUGGUGGAAUUCCAAUACAGAUAAUUGGAGAUAACACCAUAAUCUUUUAUCGAGGGAAAAAUUAUGUCCAGCCAGUAGUUAUGUCGCCGAUUGAUACCUUGUCCAAGAAAAAGGCACUGGAGAAAUCAAAGUAUGAGCAGUCGCUUGAAUCCGUGAGGCAUUUCAUUGCCAUUGCUGAGAAAGAACUAGAAUUAUAUUACAGACACGUUGCGCUUUAUGGUGACCCAAAUAAUCGGGGUCCCAACUCAAUUGUUGAUAGUCCAAGAAAACUUGCCCAGGGGCUUAAGAAAGUCGAACUGGAAGCAGAAACGAGCCAUGACUCGUAUAGCAGAAGUGAGAAUUCUCUAGCAAUUUCAGAGGCAAAAGUUGAUUCCACAGAUGAGGAAACUUCAGAAACUGAAGAUGAAGAUCCGUCAGUAUGUGAAAUCGAUGUCAAUGAUGACAACUUAUCUGGUAAUGAUUCGGAAGUUUGUGAUGGGGGAGAAGAGAGCUCAAUCAAAAUGUUGAGAACACCGUCAAGUUUUAGAAGUGAAAUGGGAUCCUAAUAAUCAAGAAUUGUGAAGUGGGAAUGUAAACAGGGAAUUGUGAUUUUUAUUUGCACGAAAUUUGCAUUUCA